Messenger RNA from Pantherophis guttatus, 1457 nucleotides. It is a transcript of the gene HOATZ, whose product is annotated as HOATZ cilia and flagella associated protein. The record is from RefSeq and is a predicted model, not a curated record. Gene Ontology annotation, biological process: cilium assembly. NCBI's taxonomy places the organism in Eukaryota, Metazoa, Chordata, Lepidosauria, Squamata, Colubridae.
AUGGAGACCCAGCGGCCGCGCUCGCCCACGCCGUCGGCCAUGGCCAGCUCCCCGCCCGCGCCCGCGCCCUCGCCCGCCGCCGCCCCGCUGGCCUUCGCGGGCUCCAGCGAGCAGGACGUGGCGCUGGCCAAGUCCUUCUGGAACUCCGUCACCCUCCAGCCGCCGCUCGAGUCCCGGCUGGGCGUCCGGGGCGGCUCGCUUUGCGACGGCGCCUCCUGCCCGCGACGGAGCUCGGCCGCGAAAAGCAGCUAUUUGUCUGUUUCAUCCUCAGUGAGUGACAAACGAGAAGAAGAGAGAUACUCGGAAACGGAGAAGGACGUGUGGAAAGAACACUGCCUGGAGAAGGCUAAAAAAAGAGAAGACAUCAUUGCAUUGCUGAAAAGACAAAGGGAAGAGAGGAUAUCGAAAGAGUCCUUAUCUCGGCCACACAAGCCAAAAUCCAAAGCGCCAGAAAGGGACCAGGAAGACGAGAGUUCCAAAAAGGAGAAGGAAGAACAGUCUGAGGAUGAAGAGAGCGUCAAGGCGUUACCUUGAGAAUUCCGACCGGAGACACUAACCGACAAGGCUUAUUUGUAUUUUCAGCCAGCCUGUCCUUGGUGUCUGACAACGGCUGUGGCUCAUUGUUGAUAUAGUCCGCCCCCUUCCCACUCCCCUUGGACUUCUCUGCAUGUUUGACAGACUAGCUCUCUGCGGGGCUGAGAUGGAUGACCUUUCUGGCACCCAUUGCCCCAUGGGACUUAACUCCUGCGCAAGAAAUCUCUGAAGAAAUACCCAAAGCGUUAAAACAAGCUUUUGAUCCACCAGCUUUGCAAGCCGAGAUGUGAAUCUCCGUUUGCUCUGAACGGUGACGUUUCUUUUUUGUAAAAAAAAAAUAAUAAUAAUUUUUAUUGGGUAUUUUACAUUUUAAAACCAAACACACAAUAGCAAAAGGAGUCAAGAGACAAAAACACGCACAUCAGAUGUUAAAAUACAAUCCUAACAACAGAUAUAUACAAUUUUACAGCUUUUCUGCAACGACUUUUGUCUCUACUCUUAGCUUUCAUUCCUCCCUCUCCUUCUUUUUAUUUUUAAAUAUUCAUAAUUAACUGUUUCAUUAGCAGGAUCGUUAUUUACAUUUAUAUCCUGUAUGUUGAUAUCAAAUUUCACUUUAUAUUCUUAAUUUGAUUUCUGUUUUCCAGUUUUACCACCGUUCCUAGCAACAUUGAUAUUAUUUAUUCGUUUUUGUCUUUUUUUGAGCCCCAUUUUGGGACUUGGAAGCUCCAAGAUACCCAGCCAGCAGCAGAAAGAAUUCCAGAGCUCCCAAAUCCUUGGCAGGCGCACCAGGCGGGGGGGAGGAAAGCUGGUUUCCAUCUUAGUACAGCAUGUCACGUUUUGUGGAAUAAGCCCCCCCCCUUGUUUCGCUGUCUUCUGAAUAAACGGAAUAGCUUGCUAAAACAGCUGGCUCUUUUCCAGUGCCC